Molecule: messenger RNA, 1914 nt
Organism: Linderina pennispora
Lineage: Eukaryota; Fungi; Kickxellomycota; Kickxellomycetes; Kickxellales; Kickxellaceae
Exons: 1
Coding region: 1-1914 (637 amino acids)
Source: RefSeq, a predicted model, not a curated record
AUGGCCAGAGACGACCCGACCAGCGACAGCUGCGUCACUUCUAGUGACUCCAGCAGCACUCUGAACCGCAUCAAUCACAAUGCCACUGGCUUGGCCCAGCGGGCUACAUCAGCAGCCGACAAGCAGAACUCGGUGCCGACUGCCAGACUCGUAUACACCAAUUCCAAGAUCGUAAAGUACGACUCUGAGGCCGAGGCAGAGAUAGAGCGGGAGCUGCAGGCGGCAGUGGACAUGGUGAUUGAAGGCAGCCCGCUUCAGGCCGAGGCACCAACAAGCUCUGCCCUGGUCGACGACAAAACUGUGAUCUCGCCAAAGAAAAGCGCCUUCUCGCCUACCAUGAGCCGCGUGUCCGAGCGCGACGAUAUCCAACUGCACCCAUCAAAUCCCUUCAGCCCUGUGCAUCUGGCGGCUACCACGCUGUGCAGGAAAUUUUCACUGAAGCGCACAGCGUCAGCGGAGGGGUCGACAAAGAAGUCCGGGGCCGACUCAUCGACGCUGCUCGACAAGCGGUCAAAGUGCACAAUGUGCGAGCCAUACGACUGGGAAAACUCACACCCAUUCAUCAAGCGCUUCCAACCGGUCAUCCGCUGGCUGCAGGAGCGCCCGCUCAUCACAUGCUGCAUCACUGUCGGGCUGCUUGUUGUCCUGCUGAUUGCUAUUAUCGUGAUUCUGGUCGUUGGCGUGUUCCCGAACAUGAUGCGUGCGAUCGUGCAGGACGUGUCGUUCAGAGUUACCAAUCUUCAUGCAGUGCCGCCUCCCGAGUACUUGAUAGCGAUUGGCGCUACGAUAAAUGACGGUACCGAUGGCAGCAAGCGCGAUUUGGUUGGAAGCAGCGGGGUUAACCCACAUGCCCGCAUGGCCGGAGAGCCAGAUACGCCAGCCAGCGACAGCCUGGUGGGAUCGAGUGUGCUCAGCAUCCCAGUGUCACAGACAUCGUCGAUAGUUGCACUGGCCAUACCAUGGAGCACUGCGGCUACCCAGAUGCCAGCACUUGCACACUCCAACUAUGCGUUCCAGGCAUCCUCCGCAGCUAUCGUGUCGUCGUCGCCACCGCCUAACCAAGUCUUGUCAUCAGCCGUUGUUCUGCCACAGGUAUCACACCACGGUAGGCACAACCGAGCAGAUCAUGAGCCAACUAUGGAGCCACAGCCUAAAGCCAAGCCAAGGCGCGGUGCCCUGCUGCUCCAUCGUCGCGAUGAGGUAGAACCGAGCAACGCUGGCAAGACUGUCGAUGUAGUGAUCCCAGUCACAUUCACCCACACGGGUACAUCGACUGUGCAUCUGUCUCUGCCACACAGCACGCUGAUGCCCAGGCAAACGGCUGCGGCCAUGGAAGCUACCAACCGGGCGCUGGCCUCAGGUGAAAAGUACACAAUUCAGAUGUCCGGUAACAUGACAUCAGAUGCGCCGGUUGGAGUGACGAUGGAGUUCACUGAGCCGCUGCAAAUGUUUUGGCGCGAUGUCGAGAUUGGCGUGGUGAACAAGCCUGAGAGCAUACAUUUGCCGGGCAAGGGGGAGACCAGGUGGAGCUGGCCGCCAGUCGAGGUCACUAUCCCGAACGCUGACCUAGGCACGGGCGAGCGCAAGGCAGUGAUUCCUUCGCCGGAAGAGCAGCCAGGCAGCAAGCGGACACCGUUUGUCAUUACCGAUAAGGACAUGGUCCUGGGCGGGCUGGGCAGCCGGAUGAGGAAGCGGGCGACAUCCGAUGGCAGCGUCGACAGCAGUCUAGCCGACUGGUUCGAUACGGUGAAGGAGCUCCGGUCGUUUACCAUGCAGUGGCGGUCAACCGUCAGAGUGUCUGCACUUGGCCUGCACACCAGCAACGUCAGGUUUGAGAAGACAGUCCAUGUCGUGUGCAACAGCGCAAACCAGUGCUCGCUGAACGGCCCAGCGCUGUCGAAGCAGGCUGUCUGA